AUGGUUCUGUUGCUACACGAGACACAAACACGGACACAGUCACAGAGCACAACGCUCUCACAGACUGUUGCGGUCAGCGCAAUCUGCAAGGAGGGACUCCUCCAAAAGUUAAUCGCCUCCAACGAUAGCAUCUCGUCUGCAACCCAGUCGGAGCUCAUCGACACAGCGUUAGCCUCCACGCUCGACAUCGAGUCAAUCGACCUCCUUGCGUUAAUGACUCUCUGUUACGCGACCAUGCACAAUAGCGAAAACAAGUUUUUUGUCACUUCCUUUCUGAUUUGCCGUGAUUUCGCUCUCUACCGCCGCUCUUCGUCCGUCUAUUGUCACACACAUGAUGAACGGAGAAGGUACCCAGCGUUGCGCGCAAAGUGGAAAACAAAAAGCUUGUGA
This is a messenger RNA of Fusarium verticillioides 7600, 390 nucleotides long. RefSeq lists its product as hypothetical. Lineage: Eukaryota; Fungi; Ascomycota; Sordariomycetes; Hypocreales; Nectriaceae. The coding region runs from base 1 to 390 and encodes 129 amino acids. The transcript has 2 exons. The record is from RefSeq and is a predicted model, not a curated record.